GAGGGCUCUCAGGUCGUUGGGGCCGCAGGGCCGGCCCUGGAUCGCAGAUGAAGGGGGCGGGGGUUGGAGUGGGUGUGUGUGCGCACCCACCGGGCGUGUGCAUGUGUGGGAGUGUACAUGCGUGUAGGUGCACUGUCUUGCGUGUGCGCACAAGUGUGCGGAUGUCAGUGGCCUCGGAACUCCAGGCUGGUCUGGUCUAGUGAGCAGCAAGGCCGGAAGCCAGCCCCUUCAACGGGUUUGCUUUCUGGGGUAGCGGACUACGGGGGUCCGGUCCGAGCCCCGUGGGAGGCUCCCGGAGCGCAGAUCGGCAGAGCCUACCCGCGCCGGCGGCCAUGGCGGGCACCCUGGACCUGGACAAGGGCUGCACGGUGGAGGAGCUGCUCCGUGGUUGCAUCGAAGCCUUUGUUAGAUGACUCCGGGAAGGUGCGGGACCCGCAGCUGGUGCGCAUGUUCCUUAUGAUGCACCCCUGGUACAUCCCUUCCUCUCAGCUGGCGGCCAAACUGCUCCACAUCUACCAACAAUCCCGGAAGGACAACUCCAGCUCGCUGCAGGUGAAAACAUGCCACUUGGUCAGGUACUGGAUCUCAGCAUUCCCAGCGGAGUUUGACUUGAAUCCUGAGCUUGCUGAGCAGAUCAAGGAGCUGAAGGCUCUUCUAGACCAAGAAGGGAAUCGCCGGCACAGCAGCCUCAUCGACAUCGAGAACGUCCCCACCUACAAGUGGAAGCGGCAGGUGACCCAGCGGAACCCCGUGGAACAGAAGAAGCGCAAGAUGUCCCUGCUGUUUGACCACCUGGAGCCCUUGGAGCUGGCGGCACAUCUCACCUACUUGGAAUAUCGCUCCUUCUGCAAGAUCCUGUUCCAGGACUAUCACAGUUUCGUGACUCACGGCUGCACGGUGGACAACCCUGUCCUGGAGCGAUUCAUCUCCCUCUUCAACAGUGUCUCGCAGUGGGUGCAGCUGAUGGUUCUCAGCAAACCCACAGCCCCUCAGCGGGCGGUGGUCAUCACACACUUCGUCCACGUGGCAGAGGAACUCCUGCAGCUGCAGAAUUUCAACACGCUGAUGGCAGUGGUCGGGGGCCUGAGCCACAGCUCCAUCUCCCGCCUCAAGGAGACCCACAGCCACGUGAGCCCGGAGACCGUCAAGCUCUGGGAAGGUCUGACGGAACUAGUGACGGCCACUGGCAACUAUGGCAACUACCGGCGCCGGCUGGCAGCCUGCGUGGGUUUCCGCUUCCCCAUCCUGGGUGUUCACCUCAAGGACCUGGUGGCCCUGCAGCUGGCGCUGCCGGAUUGGCUGGACCCCGCCCGGACCCGACUCAACGGGGCCAAGAUGAAGCAGCUCUUCAGUAUCCUGGAGGAGCUGGCCAUGGUGACCAGCCUCCGGCCCCCGGUGCAGGCCAACCCUGACCUGCUGAGCCUGCUGACGGUGUCUUUGGAUCAAUAUCAGACAGAGGAUGAGCUCUAUCAGCUGUCCCUGCAGCGGGAACCGCGCUCCAAGUCCUCGCCAACCAGCCCAACCACCUGCACGCCGCCUCCCCGGCCCCCGGUGCUAGAGGAGUGGACCUCGGCUGCCAAACCCAAGCUGGAUCAGGCGAUCAUGGUGGAGCACAUUGAGAAGAUGGUGGAGUCUGUGUUCCGGAACUUUGACGUCGAUGGGGACGGCCACAUCUCACAGGAGGAGUUCCAGAUCAUCCGUGGGAAUUUUCCUUAUCUCAGCGCCUUUGGGGACCUCGACCAGAACCAGGACGGCUGCAUCAGCAAGGAGGAGAUGGUCUCCUACUUCCUGCGCUCCAGCUCUAUGCUGGGCGGCCGCAUGGGCUUCGUACACAACUUCCACGAGAGCAACUCCUUGCGCCCGGUCGCCUGCCGCCACUGCAAGGCCCUGAUCCUGGGCAUCUACAAGCAGGGUCUCAAAUGCCGAGCCUGUGGUGUGAACUGCCACAAGCAGUGCAAGGAUCGUCUGUCAGUUGAGUGCCGGCGCCGGGCCCAAAGUAUGAGUCUGGAGGGGUCUGCACCCUCUCCCUCACCCACACACACCCACCAUCGCGCCUUCAGCUUCUCCCUGCCCCGCCCUGGCAGACGAGGCUCCCGGCCUCCAGAGAUCCGAGAGGAGGAGGUUCAGACGGUGGAGGACGGCGUGUUUGACAUCCACUUGUAAUUGAUGCUGUGACUGGAUGAAGCACUCAUGCCUGCCUUGGAGAAAAGACUUGGACCAGAGCAGGGGGCCUGGGGUGCUGAGGCAGCAGGCUGGGGCUGGGGGGAGGGGCAUGAGGGUAGCAUGUGGCUGAGGGCAGGGCCAGGACUGGUGUCCCUAAGAUUGUACAGACUCUUGUGAAUAUUUGUACUUUCCAGAUGGAAUAAAAAGGCCCGUGUAAUUAACCUGGA
Molecule: messenger RNA, 2390 nt
Organism: Capra hircus (goat)
Lineage: Eukaryota; Metazoa; Chordata; Mammalia; Artiodactyla; Bovidae
Gene: RASGRP2
Product: RAS guanyl releasing protein 2
Exons: 17
Coding region: 118-2163 (681 amino acids)
Biological process (GO): positive regulation of GTPase activity; Ras protein signal transduction
Cellular component (GO): plasma membrane
Molecular function (GO): calcium ion binding; guanyl-nucleotide exchange factor activity
Source: RefSeq, a predicted model, not a curated record